GAGGGCCAAAAAUCAAAAAUAAAAUUUUCGAUGAGUUUUCGAUUAAUAUCUCGAAAACGCCAUUAUCGAUUUGCUUCAUUUUUUGAUAUGUUAUAGCUGACCAUAUUAUCUAGCUCCAUGCCAAAAAUGAAGAAAAUCUAUGCCUCCGUUCUCGAGAUAUAGCUUUCCAAAGUUGGCAUGUCAUAUCUCGGGUUCUACAAGUCCGAUUUUGAUCAACUCAAUUGCAAAUGAAAGGUUUCGUGAAGCCCUACAAAUGUCUAGAACAUUGCAAGUUCGAGAAAUGACCGCGAGAGGCGCUAAAGUCAAAAUCAGUAUUUUCGAAAAUUUCGAACUCGAAUAUUUCGAAAAUGCCAUUAUCGAUUUACUUCAUAUUUUAAUAUAUUAUAGUUGAGGUUAAGACCUUUCCAACGAUAGCUCAAACUCGAAAAUCUAUGGAGCCGUUCCCGAGAUAUGGCGUUUUAAAGAUUUCUUGGGGGAUGACUUUUCAACUUUUCCCGACUUUGCAUGUAUUUAAACAAAUUCGCGUUGUAGUUUGCUCUCACAAAAUUGGUACACUGAAAGAAACACAGCUCUCGUAAGCUUGGUCAGCUUACCCGUACAUUUCCCAUUAAAAGUAUCACUACACUCAGUUAGGAGUAAUAAGUUUGUCUUAAUUGCUCUUUACGCUGUAAAAACUUUGAGCUACAAUAAAUUUCUUUCAGCUUGCUUUCUAUCAAGCUUUACAUUUUGACUCCACCAUUUGGACAAAGAUUGAAGGAAUCUCAGUGGUACUACAUUAUCAGAAAUCGGGUCAAACCAAAUUAGACAAAUGGAAGCUAUUUAUCUUCCUUGCUAAAAAAAUGUAUUUUUUUGUGCCAUUCCAUGGGCAAUACAAUUUAUUUUUUUUUAGAUAAGAAAAGGACCGAAAGGACAAUAAAAAUGUAUGUGGAAAAUUUGACAAUUUUUACAUCUCUAUCAAACUAUUUUUUACAGCGUCUGCAGGGAGCAAAAUGAAAUCCGUUUAGGAGUUAUUGGUUUUGUCAUUCAUGUCAGAUUAUGCGUCGUAAAAUAAACACCAUUGGUGGUUGCAGGAGAUGAUUGGGUGUCAAUGGGUGGGUGAUCCUUUUCAUCCCUGCUGAGCACCGUGGUAUAUGCUCUCAAAAAGUCACCAAGGCGGCUCGACACACUGUCGCGACAUUUUCAACCCUCCGCACACACACCUCGUUUACUGUCGCGUAUGCUCAGUUGGUGUUCUUGAAAAUUUCCAAGGGUUCCCCCCUUCCUUUAACCCUUGUGGAGGAACUAAAUCGACCAUACCCGCAGGUAGUUACGGCCCAUUGAGGCAUUGUUUUAAAUUAACACCUAAAGGGAGGAGAAUAAAAUUUAAUUUAUUGGGUCAUUUCCUCAGUGUGACCACGAAGGGGAAAGUGAUCCGCUCUCUCUGACACAUCAGGGUACUGUGAGCAAAAAAAAAGAAGUGGUGGAGCUUUUUUCUCCGAGAGAAAGAGAGAAAGAGAGACGCCCUCGCAAGGCAAAAAAAAAGCUCACAGAGCGUCAAUGUGGCGAAUACAAAUUGGUGUAGAGAACAGGAAGGAAACACAAGCUAGAAAAGUCCUCGAUGGUGGUGGUGAGUCUAAAUCUAGACCCCGCAUCACCCCCAGAUUGCCUGCGAUGCCGAGGGUAGAAAGCUCUGGUGGUUGCUGGAGUUCAGUUCACUUUCAGCCAGGCUCGUGUUACGAGGUGAAUGCGGAGGUGAAGGAGGAACAAAAAGAGCAAGACAACCACUGAUAAGGGAGCACGGGUGUGUGAUUUCGUCAACCCUCCCGCCCCCGCUAUUUACCCCCGUUUUCUCCCCCACAUAGCUCGUGGAUUUUGAUGAUUAGAGCAAUUCUCACUUUGGAGCAUUAGAGAAGGGAAAAAAAGCUCCUUGGGAGUGUAUGGCGUUUCAUGGUCAAAAGUUGUUGCUCAUAAGUGAAGAAAAUUGAUGGUGGCAAAGUUGCGUGGAAGACAAGCUUAGUUUCACUUUCAGUACGCCCGAGAGACAUUGCGGAAAUGCAACACGUUGGGUUGCACACUGUGUGUAGAUAUCAAUGGAAUUUCUAAUGUGCGCCUACCGCUUUCCACCAGCUAUUCUGCCCCUACAGCUGGGAGCUUUGAGCCCCUAGGAGGAGCAAGUUUCGAGAAAAAAAAGUGAUGAGAAAAACUUGAGGGUGACUCUUUGUGGAAGUUUUUGUGCGGUGUUCGCAAGUGCUAUGAGACAUUUUACUAGUGGGUGGACUCCCUGACAUUGUUACAUAACAAACCGUCCCCCCUCAUAAGCAAAAAUUCAGCAAGAAUUCAAACUACACGGUGGACUUGAUGAGAAUUUAUUGUGAGUGUUUGGGAAUUUGGGAUAGAUACAAGUGCAGUGGAAGUAAAUAAAUAAGGAAGAAAUUUAGGAAAGUCUUUUUGGACACUGAUAGGAGUAGGAAUUUGGCUCUAAGUACCUUGGAAAGUUGCCAGGAGGCAGGUGUGCAUAUCAAAUACGGAAAGAUUCUCAUUGAUUUGUGGAGCACAUCAAAUGAAAAGAAUUUAUAAGUUCUUUAUGGACUUUGCCGAGUUUCUCUGACUAUACGGUUUCAUUCCUUGAACCAGAAACCGUUACAGAUGUGAAAAUUUAAACAGUGAAAUCGAGAAACUUGAAGAUCUAACAUGAUAUAAAGAGAAUCUGGAAAUAUUCAACCUUAACUUUUAAAAGAAUUUUUAAGAAAGUCAGAGCAGACAACUAGAAAAUUGUUUUGAGUCUUGCACGUUCAGAUUUUGCUUAGUAUCAAAAUUCAAAUUGAACGCUGUUUCUAGGAGCAUUAUUAUGGUUCAAACACUUUGAAUCUAGAAGUUAUCUACACAAACAUUUCAUCUAAAAUUAUAAGGCAUAGAAUAAUAAAGAAAACAGAAAUGAAGUUCCACACUUAAACUGCUGGUUUGCUAAAAACGAAAAGGAUAAAAGCUCUAGAGCUUUAGAAUAUACUAGCUAGAACUUAUAAACUCAUAGCUAAUAACCUAGCUUGAUAAUUUACCUUUAACUAGAAAGCAGGAGUUGCUAAUAAAUCUACUAAAGGAUUCCUAGAUAAAAAUCGGAAAUUCAAGGAUUCUCUAAAAAAAAAAACGAUAAGACCUUGAUGUACUCUAAACCAAGACUAAAGAUCUGAGGAAAAAAAACCUAGAAUUCUGGCAUUAAAAGAAAAUCUGGAAGCUCCUUUCUCAGUUUGGAUGCAAAACCAUCCUAGCAUCGAUAUUUCAUCUUGGUGUUUGGGAUCCGUGGUAGUCUUAAUUAGCGCAGAAGGUGCGCACGUACUCAAAGGAAAAUCCUUCGAAUGGGGGCACCCAGUACAGGAGCAGAGUCCCUACAAUGCUGCGGGCGGGAUGGUGGACACCAGGUGCAGCAUGUGCCCGAUGCCGAGGCGAACAACAAUAGGCCCGUGGAUGAGCAAGAGCAGGAGGAUCAACGCAACAACAAUGAGCUACUAAAUAACAAUCACAUCUAUCUCAAUCCCUACUUUGAGAGCUUCUACACAUUCAUCGAUGAGACACAGACCACGCUCCCAAUCACCGAGGCUACCAACACACCGCUCACGAAUCGAUCUCUCCUGAGCACCGCUGAUCUUAGCAUCGCAAACGCAAGAGAUAUUAAUAGCAACACGCCAUUAGAGCCAAUUCGGUGCAAUAGGGCGAAGGACAAAAUUAGACUGUUGAAGGAGAAAUUUGUGAAGGGCAAGAGGCAGAAGCGCGACGAUAGACCCACUAACCCAUUGCCCGGUGAUCUGUGUGCGAAGAAAAGUAAGCAAAGUGUUAAGGUGAAAAGGAAGGACGCAGUGCCGGCCAGAAUGCGCGGUGCAUCAGGACGUGGUGGUGAUUCCGAUCCACUAAUGCGUCGUCCACGUCGACGGAUUGCCGACAAGUCGCCCAAGAAGUCUCUACCCAAAUUGAGCAGUCAGGAUGAAGAAGGGGGGGCUGGACAUGGGUUUGGGGGAGCUCAUGCCCAUUUUGAGCCAAUUCCGCACGAUCACGACUUCUGCGAAAGAGUUGUAAUAAAUGUGAGUGGCUUACGGUUUGAAACUCAGCUUCGGACGCUAAAUCAAUUUCCGGAUACUCUGCUGGGGGAUCCAGCGCGAAGACUACGAUACUUUGAUCCUCUACGGAAUGAAUAUUUUUUCGACCGGAAUCGACCGAGUUUCGAUGCAAUCCUGUAUUACUAUCAGAGCGGUAGUGGUCGCUUACGAAGGCCGGUGAAUGUACCUUUAGACGUAUUUAGUGAAGAAAUUAAAUUUUACGAAUUAGGCGAGCAGGCCACAAAUAAAUUCAGAGAGGAUGAAGGCUUUAUUAAGGAAGAGGAGAAACCAUUGCCGACGAAUGAGAACCAAAGAAAAGUCUGGCUAUUAUUUGAGUAUCCGGAAAGUUCGCAGGCAGCCAGGGUUGUAGCCAUAAUUAGUGUAUUUGUUAUACUUCUAUCAAUUGUUAUAUUUUGUCUAGAAACUCUACCCGAAUUUAAACAUUACAAGGUGUUCAAUACAACAACAAAUGGCACAAAGAUUGAGGAGGAUGAGGUACCUGAUAUCACAGAUCCUUUCUUCCUCAUAGAAACAAUAUGUAUUAUAUGGUUUACAUUCGAACUUAGCGUGAGAUUUCUUGCUUGUCCGAAUAAGUUAAAUUUCUGCAGGGAUGUUAUGAAUGUAAUCGACAUAAUCGCAAUCAUUCCUUAUUUCAUUACACUGGCGACGGUAGUUGCCGAAGAGGAGGACACGAUGAACCUCCCGCGGGCCCCUGUUAGUCCACAGGACAAGUCAACGAAUCAGGCUAUGUCCUUGGCAAUACUCCGAGUGAUACGUUUAGUUCGAGUGUUUCGAAUAUUUAAGUUAUCUAGGCAUUCAAAAGGAUUACAAAUUUUAGGAAGAACAUUAAAAGCGUCAAUGCGAGAAUUAGGCUUACUUAUAUUUUUCUUAUUCAUAGGCGUUGUACUCUUCUCAUCGGCGGUAUAUUUUGCGGAAGCUGGAAGCGAAAAUUCCUUCUUCAAGUCUAUACCAGAUGCAUUUUGGUGGGCUGUGGUUACCAUGACUACAGUAGGAUAUGGUGACAUGACACCUGUCGGUGUGUGGGGUAAAAUUGUGGGAUCAUUAUGUGCCAUUGCUGGUGUAUUGACUAUUGCACUUCCGGUACCAGUUAUUGUCAGCAACUUCAAUUACUUUUACCAUAGAGAAACGGAUCAAGAGGAGAUGCAGAGCCAAAACUUUAAUCACGUUACUAGCUGUCCAUAUUUACCUGGAACUUUGGGACAACACCUGAAGAAAUCAUCUCUGUCCGAAUCCUCAUCGGAUAUGAUGGAUUUGGAGGAUGGCGUCGAAGCCACGCCGGGCUUACUGUCUGACCCGCAGGCGCGAUUAGCUCCGUUUUUGGGGGCGCACACGAUAACGGAGAAGCAGCAGCAGCAGAAUUGCUGCAAACAGCCAGCGACUGGGCAACGCCACAAUAGCGCACUCGCUUGAAAAAGACAGUUCGUGCCAUUUUCUGGCCAUGUGAAGUAUUUCGUUGGCUGCCCGAGUCGCCCAAAGCAGUCUAAGAACGUCUCACAAACCGCAAUCGUUCUCAUGAUUAUCAUCAUAGACAAGAAAGAUUAAGCAAAAAACUAAAAAAAAAAAUAAAAUCACAUUACUGGAGAUGGAAACGAGGAUUAACUACAAAUGUGAAAUAAACAAUAGACAAACAAAAUAUUUAAUUGUAAUAAAGUUAGAUAAAUUAAAUUGCUGGAGUGAAGAGAAAAGGAAUAAAUGAAAAAAAAAAAUUCGAAGAAUGCUCAGCAUUCGUCGCCAUCUCAUUUUUAUUAAAUAAAGUGAAGAUGAUAACUAAUGUGAGAAAAAGUAUGAGAAAAUUGAUUAAAAAAAAUAAUAUUAUGGAUUGUUGUGAAGCCAAAAAGAUGUUAUUAGAAAAAAAAAGAAAUGUUGUAUUCUUUGUGUUCCUAUAAAGAGAUAUCCCUUUAUAAUGUCCCCCGUUUAAGUGAAGAGAAAGUAAAUAAUUUUGUAUAAAAAAGUGUAAUAAAAAUGCGACUUAGGCAGAGAUAGAUAAAAAAAAUAAUUAAAAAAAUUGUUAGUAUUUGUUCUGAAUUUUAAAAUUUUACUUUUUUUUCUCGUUUUUACAGCCUAGUUUUAUUUCCCGAAUAAAGAAAAUUUCGUUAAAGCAUGAGUUUGUUGGGUUUGAUACUUGAUUUCUUUUUCAAAAGUAGUUUUAAAAACUUUUAUUAAAAAAAAGAUAAAUUUUUAAAAUUAUUUCCAUCACAAAACGGCCGAAAACAACACGUAAAAAAUAAAUUUAGAAUUUUUUAAUUCAUAUCCGAUGCAUAAAAAAACUGCCGAAAUAAAUAUUAAGGAUUAAAGAAAAGAGAAAGAACUAUAGAAUGAUGAAAAAAACUUACAAAAAAUAAGUUUAUAAAAGAACAAAGAGUGAAAAAACAUCAAACAAAAUAAAGAGAAAUGACUUUAAAAAAAAAAUGCGUAUAAAUAGGAUGCUAAUUGAAUUCUGUAUAAUUUCUUUUUUAAGGGAAUUUAACAAAUUUUAAGACAUAAGAUGUGUAGAAUAUAUUACAAAAUUCCAAAUUAAAUAAAUGAAAUGAAAAAAAUAAAUAAAUUAUACAAAUUGAGGUGGUGUAUCCUGAUUAGAAUAUGAAGUCAAAAAAAAUAUAUGAGAAAAAACCAUGAAAAGAAGGAACAUGAAAAAAAACUUAAAGAAAUCGUGAUGCUAAAUUUUUUAAUAAAUUUGAAUUAUUUAUUAGAAUGCUUAAAAAAAAGUAAUCUUACAGAGAGAAAGAAAAAAAUUUAUUAAAUUAUACGAUUAUUGAGAAAAUUUAUAACAAAGAAAAAGAGAUGAAAAAAGUGAAAUAAUAAGUAUUAUAAACAAAAAAAUAAAAAUUAUAAAGAAAAUAUUGCAUACUAAACAAAUCUUAUUAACAAUUAAAAGAAAAAAAUCAAUGCGCUGAAAAUCUUCUUAAAAAAGCAUUCACGUAAAUAAACAUUAAAAGGAAUGAAGAAGUUACAGAAUUAAAUAAAUUUAUAUUGAUUAAAAUCAAUUACAAAUCGAGUUAACGAACAUUUUAAAAGAGAUAAAGUCAUGAUCAAUCCAGUAAGAAUUCUUUUUAAUUAUUCUUUACUUUUAUUUCAACUUGCGAAAGAAUUUUCGCCAACGAUAGGGGCUAUAGAAAAGGGUGAAAAAAAAUCUUUCAGACUUUAACGUGUGAGAUAAAAAAAAGCAAUUUAUAAUUUCAAAAAUUGAUUAAAAAAUGAAACUGAUGACGAUUGGGGAGGUAAUUUAUAAAAGCUGAAAGACUCAACAUAUGCAUAUCAUGAAUUAAAAAAAAAGAAAUACUAAAUUAUUUAAAAAACAAAAUAAACGAGAAAAAUUCUCUAAUUUACGCUGGACGAUUAAAUAUGUAUUUUAGAAGAAGAAAAAUUUAGUGAGCGCCGUAUGCAUUUUUGGAUAGAUACGCCAAAAUAUUAAAAAAAAUGGAAUUCAUAGCCCUGCGGCUUAAUUACACACAGCAAAAAUAACCCUAAUCCAAAAUACUUGAAUUUUGUAAGGUAUGUGCAAGAACCUCCUAAAUUCACAAUAGAGAAAAAAUCCAUUUUGAGAACAUUCUCCCCCCUUUUAAGAGAUAAUGCGCAGAGAAAAUUCAAAAUGCCAGUAGAGAUCUCCCUUCUGGAGCAAAAUAAAAAUCAAUAUUAGAGCACGUUGAGCCCAAAAGUUUUCUGUUCAAUCCACCCAAAAAUAGAACCAUUCAUCAAUAUCGAAUGAGUUUGAGUGAGAUGCCUAUUUUUAGAUAUCAUUUUCAUUAAUAUAAGAUUAAGGAGAUGAGAAAAACAAUAAUAUGCUUCUAUGUUUUUGAAACAUAUCAUUGCCAAAGAGAUGAAAAUGCUCACAAAAAUCGACAAAUGAAAGCAUCCUCGUGAGGGCACUUCUUUUGCGUUUGCACCACGAAACAUACGUUCUAAUUUUAAAAGGAAACACAAGACGAUAGACAUGAGAAGCGUUGUAGAAUAUUUAUUAUUAUAGUAGAAUUUAUAAAGACAGUGCUUUUGAGAUUAAAAUUCUAUUUUCAGCUGCUUCUCAGCAUGAGAAGAAUUUCCAUUAAUUCAAAAUUCAAUCAUUUUUUUUAUUAUUUAAUAUAGUAUUAUGGCGAUAUUUAUGUAGAAAGUUCAGCGACAGAUGGAUACAAAUUGACAAAAGUUGUUAUUGAACUUAACAGCUGUCUGUGCGUCAUCGAUAUGUGUGCAAUGUAUACACAUUGGUGUCCUAGCUGUUAUUUUAACGAUUGUUAAUGUGAUAAUAUGUAAUCUGACAGCUUUGACUUUGACAGUGGUUUAUUUGACAGCUUAAUGUCUGAUAGAGUUGACAGUUGUCUUUUUGACAGUUUGUUAAACGUUUACCUUCUAUCGUAUCAAAUCUAAGAAAUGUCUCGAGCAAAAUUAAGAUCAAUUCCGAAAACAUUUUGACAAACACAAUUUUCAACUUUGUAAGAUUUUAGGAAAAUAAAAUAAACUAACAAAAGUUUAUAGUUCCUAAAAACUCUUUUUUGUUAUUUUACUGUCAGUUUUACUACAAAAAGACAAAAUUUACAAUUUGAUGUAAAAAGUAGCAUUUUUUCUGUCAAAAUUUCACGAAUUCUUUUUAUAAAUAUUUUUGCCAGCUGUCAUUAACAUUCAAGGAUCUACUGGAUUUGAAUACUUUUCCUCUCUUAAUACAAAGAUACAAGAAAAAUAAUAUUUACUACAUAGUACGGUUUCAUAACCAACUGUUAGACAGUUGUGUUUUUGACAUUUGUACAACAUUCAACUGUCACUUUUUUCCUAAAAGAUAUAAUCUUGUCUAAACGGUAGAAAAUAAUAUCUUCUAAGAGAUAAUCUCCAGUAGAGCCUUGUAAUGAAUUAAAAAAAAAUUUUUGCAGUAUUUAACGAAUUAUAACGUUUCUAUUUUCUGUCAUUGUGACAGCUUCCUUGACAAUUUUGACAAUCUAAGAAACUGUCAUUUUGACAGAUGAUCGAUCGGAUUUUUCAAUUUACUUUCUACGCCCUCUCAAGUAAUUUAUUUUAAAAGAAUAUUUAAAAAAUUGCGAGAACUGUCAGAAAUCUCUGCAAAAUAUCGCCAUUAUAUUAUUCUAUUAAAAUUUAAAUUGAUUUUCCUCGAAGAAUUGAAGAAAGACUAAAAGAAAUUCAGCGAACGACAUGAAAGGGCAGUAAAGGAAAUCGCUGGAGGACGCUAGAGAAUAAAUCGUGAAAGGACAUUUAUUUUAAGAGAUGAAGGCAGGAAAUUUUUACUACAUUGACAUUUCUCUCCCGCCCUGCUUUAAAAAAAAAUAACAGAAAAAUAUCCUUAUUUAUGAUUUUCUUCUCUCCCUCACAAAGUUUUCCCCAUACUGUGUAGAUAAAUAACUUCAAUUUAUCCCCCCAUCGCCAAUAGAGUCAAUGAAAAAAAAUGUAAAUAGAAGAGGUUCUCUAUGUAGUUUGAUAUAACUUUAAGCCCCCUCAAUUGAUAAAUCUCCAAAAUAUUGUGAGUGUCUGUAGAUGAUAUAAUGGGAUUGCAGCAGAAAGUUUCUUUCAAACGAAGAAUGACAUUUUUUUCUCAUUUCAUCUCCUCGUUCAUCCUUGUAGGACUUUCUUUCCUUUUGAAAUCUUCCUCAUAUAGUUGCCGGAAUAAAUGGCCCAUACGUAGAUAGAAAAGAGAAACCUUCUCAAGUGAAAAAAUAAAUAAAUAAAUAUAUGAGAAGGAAAUUCUAUACAAAAAAAAGCAGAACUUACUAAAGGUGAGAAAAAACUAAUGUACUGGUCACAAUAACAGCGCAGUAUAUUAAUAAAAGAGUCAGUACAAAGUGUACAUAUAGAGAAAGUUAUUUGCUAUUUGAUAUAGCAAGAUAAAAAGGUAUUAGAAGAAAAUGUGAAGCGUGAAAGCUCGCAAUGUUCAAAGCUCAGUAAAAAAAAACGUGAAGAAACCGAGAGAGAGUGAAAAAAAAAUAACCAAAUACCAUGUCUUAUGAAUACAAAUUAAAUUAAAUUAUUAAGAUUAAUUAAAUUAAGAGAGAAAAUUCCUUUACCGAAUUUUAUUCCCCAUACUUUUGUCCCUAAGGCAAUAUUUUUUAUUUAUGAAAAUCAUCUAAAAUGUACAUAAAUAGCAUCAAGAAUUCUCAUUUUAUCAUUUUCAUUGCCAUGGUGUUUGCAAAACAAAAGCCAUAUUUUUAAAUUGUUUUUGUUUUUAAAUAUAAAACCUUUAAUUUUUCCAAAAGUCAGUAAAAACAUUUUAGUAAGAAAAAAGAUAUUUAAAAAAAAAUAAUAUUCUGAGACAGAGAGGAAAUCCUGUUAUGUAAAAUAUGUGAAAUAUUGUGAAAAAAGAGAACCGUCCGCAAAUCAUGCACUACUUAUACCUUAUUGAUUGUCUCUUGAAUUAAUAAUUUCUUUAAUAUUUUUUGGAUUUUUUGUUGUUUAAAGGCGCUCGGCUUCUUGCACUCUAAUCGUCUCUUAUUAUCUACUUUAUUUUAAAGAAAAAAAUCUUUUUUAAUAGCAAAUCUCAUCUUUCUAAAUCCUCUUUAAAAAUCCUCAAAAUCCUAUACCAAGAUUUUGAAUAAUUUCCAAAAAAAUAUAAAGAAAAAUAAUAAAAAAAAAAACCGAAAAAAAAUAUUUCUAAUAUUUUCUUUGAGAUUUAAUUUAUUUUAGUAAUUACUUUUCAAAAAAAAACUUUGCACAACUAUAUAGAAUUUGUCUUGGUGUAGGAUCUUCAAAAUAAACAUGCACACAUCAUGAUGUAAAUACUGAAUUCAUUAAGAAGAAAAUCAUUAUCAUAAAGUACAAUUUAAAGAUAGUGAAAUAUCAGUUUCAUUGGACUUUUUUGUACCAUAUAUUUCAUAAAUAUAUUAAAAACAAAAGAAAAUUUCUUUACCCCAUAAUUCGUGUGUAAAUAGUAAAAAAAAAAUUUUAUAUAGAACUCGGCCUCGAAAAGUUUUUGCCAGAUUUAAAUGGAGGAAAAGUUUUAAAACAAAUCGAAUUUUUCCUUAGCUUCUCAUUGCACCAUUCAUUACCAAAAAAAGUAAAACCAAACAAUAUUCAAACUAUGUGAAUAAAAAAAUAUUUUAUAAAAAUAAAACUCUCUAAUGCUUUGCAGAAGAUCUUAAUCUUUAUACAUAACCAACCACGAGAAGCAAGUGAAAGACCAUUUUUUGAAGAAUUUUUAUUAAAUUUUUCUAAAGGUUAUAUUUUAUUUCAAUUUGAAAAAAAAAAACAAAUUAUUUUGAAAAAUGGUAAGUUUUUUGAAAAAUUCUUAAAAGUAAAGAUGAUGGUCCAAUGUACGAUUUCAUUUUUUUUUAUUUAUAAAAUUAAUCAAUUCGGAAAAUAAAAAAAAAAGAUUUAUGCAAAAAUAUAAAUAAACAAUAUGUUUUGUGAGAUAUAAAACUGAAAAUUCUGAAAAAUAAACUUCAAUGUCAUAUAAAAAAAUUAACUAUUAUCGAAAUAUCUUACCAUUUAUUCAAAAUAAUUUACCAAAAUAAUUAAUUUUUAAUCAUUUUGAUCAUAUUGCAAGUCAGAUUAAAAAAAAGACUAUCACAUCGUGAAUUAAAGGCUUUUGUUAUAAAAAGUGCUUUAAUAUAAAAAAAAUGGAGAAUAAAAGUAAAUCCAAAAACUAAUGCAAAACUUUUUUGUUUAUGUUAGGUUUCCUGAGAACAAUGCAAGAUUUCACAAAAAAAUUAUUUAUUACAUUUCGCACAUUUUCUUUUUUAAUUAUUUUAUAAAUUUUUAAUCAUGAAAUAAUCUUAAUUUUUUUAUCAAUUCUUUUUUUUAUUCUUUAACUAGGGUAAUGUAUUUCUCAAACUAAAAGCUCCUGCCAUUUUAGAAAGUAAUCGAAGUGAGUAAAUAAAGUAAAUUAAAGAUAAAAAAUAUUGAAAUUUGUUAAAAAUGACAUUAUUCUUUCUAUUCAAAUAAAAAAAAUACAAAAGGGAAAACUAGAAAGUCAGUGGACGGAAUUAUAGAAAAAAAAUCCCAUUAGUCAGAAAAAUGUAGAAAAAUCCAUAAAAAUAAUUUCAUUUAAUUUAAAUUACAAAAAGGACAUUAAAGAAUAACUGAAAGGAGUACUGAAGAAAAUUAUUCUUAGUAAAUUCACCGGUAAAGGACAAGAAAAGCGCUAGCCUAGGAAAUUAAUCUGCAAAUCUUGACUGCAACCAAAUAAACGAAUAAUAGAAAAUUUACAAAAAAAAUAUUAUUAUAUUUGUGAAGUAAAUAAUGAAAAAAAUCGUUUCCAAUUACCAUCAUUAUGUGUAAUAAGAGAGUAUAAAAAAAGAGUCAAAUGAGAAAUCUUCCUUGCCGUAGAGUAGAUAAAAUGAAAUUGAGAGAGAAAACCCAGAAAAUUUAAAUAGUUAAAUAAAUUAAAAAAAAGGAAAAAAGCGAAGAAUAAAGAAAAUAUUAGGAAUUACAAUAGAAAAUUAAUUAAUUGCAAUUAUAAAUCUGUAAAUUGACGCUAUAGAAGCUAAGGUGAAGAACACGUGCGCAAGAAGUUUUCCGUAGGCGGAGGAUGAAAUUUCUUCUUUUCAGGCAGAAAAAAUAAUAUCAAUUUAGCCUUCAACUUCCCCCUUUUCUUCCUUUUUACGACCAAACACAUGAGAAAGCAUCUUUAAAAAAAUACAAAAUACAUAAUACACACUUUUAAAAAUAACUUCGAAAACAUCUUUGCAGAGAGAUUUUAGUGAGCAUAAAAAAGCAUAACAGUGAAGAGGCCUGAGUAUGAUUUUUCUUUAUAAAAAUUAAAUUUUUCACAAAGAUAAUUAAUAAAAAAUUUGUUGCCCUAUAAUUUAAAGAAAAUCUCUGUUUUUUGCCAUUUGUUCCUUAAUUUUAAUUUUAUUAUUAAAACAUAAUAAAUAAAUUUUCCUCAAAGACAGAGCUUUUAUCAUUACAUGAACAAAGUGAAAAAUUAUGGAGCAACUUUAAAUAAAAUGAAAAAUUUUGUCAUAAUCAAAAGAUGAAGAAAAAAUAGUAAAAAAAAAUCUAAGGAGAAAUCUAAAACAUAUUGAGCCAUUAUUAAGUCUAAAAAUAUCUGCAAGACAUUCUAUGAAAAAAAAAAAACUUAAGUAAAAAUAUUGCGAACCACUGAUGAAAAUUUUUACAAUAGACACAAGUUGUAAAAUAAUAAUUUUGCUAUUUUAUCAAUGAUAAAAUUACAAAAAAAUCAUUAAAUUUCAUCUCAUAAAAUCUUUAAAAAAAAAAGUAAAUAAAGUUCAUAAAACAUAAAAAUAUCAUGAUUUCCUAUAAAAAAAUAUGAUGACAGAAACGAUAUAAAAUAAUCUGAUUACAUUAUUUUAUAAUAAAUAAAUAACAAAUGCUAUAGAUUUCUUAUUGAAGUCAUCGAAAAUCGAAGAUUAAAAAACAUCAGGAAAAGGAUCAGCAACACUAUCAUUCAAUCAACAGAAAAAAAUAAGAUGAAAGGAUGCACCAAAUUUAGAAGAAGAAAAAAAUUAAGAUCAACUCAGCGAGAGUUACUAGGGCUUCAAACAAAGUUUUAAAAAAAAAUUCUCAAUUAUUUUAUUUUUAAUUCUGGAUUCCCCACAAAAAAUCUAAUAAUUAAAAAUGCAUUCAUUGGAAGAUAACCUACAUUAGCUAGCUUCAAAAAGGUUUAGUUUUUCUUACACAAAAUAAUAAAAAUUACACCAUCAAUCGUUUUAUUUUAAAAUUAUUAUUAAAUGAUUUUCUUUUCACUUUCCAUCACUUUUAAAAUUUUACCUUUCAAUUGAGAAGCAAAGAGAAGCAUCUUUUCUUUUCAUUAAAAUAAUAAAUAAAAAGAAAUAAUAAUAUUGGACAUAUUUUCUUCAAAACGGACAUAUCGAACAAAUCUAAAUUUUAUCCAUAAUCGAUUGACGUUGAAAAAUUGUUGAAAAAAAAACGAAAAUACUCAAACAAAUUGUAAAAUGUGAAGAAAAAUAAUUAGGCAAUGAGGAAAAAAACCCAAAAAUAUGUCUGUGUAGAAAUAAAUUGAGGAAAAAAUUUCAAAUUGAAGACAGAAAUUGACACGCCAAAUAUAAUUUGUCUUUAAAAGAUAAAUUUUAGAGAUAAUAUUGAGAAAAAAAAAUUAAUGAAAACAAAGACAUAUGAGCGAUUAAUAAAAUCGAACGAACCAAUUUAAUUCCCUAAGAGAUCGAAAAUUAUUUUAAAAAUUUUUGUUUGUGAAAUGAAGAAAAUAUUAAAAAAUAAAAAGAAGCUUUUCCAUCCUCAUGAUUAAAUCAUGUGUUUUUAGUUUCUUCUCUCAGAGAUAAAAGCGUGAGAAUCCUUACAAAAUAAGGAAAUUAUUUAAAAAAAAAUCUUAGGAUAUUAUUGUAGAUAAAAAUUCGAUGUUUCUCUCUAAAUGUACACAGAAUAGAAGGUACUGUUGUUGAAAUCCUAAUAAUUUUUUUUGUCAUUGCGAUAUCAAUAGAUGGUAUUAAGAAGUAGUCAGAGAGCCAUAUUUUUUGCAACAGAAAAUAUUUUUAUUUUCAAAUCAUUUCGAAAAAUCAAUUCAAUUGUCCUUAAUUCACAAAAUUCUAGUUCUUCCCUUCCUGAGCCCCUUGACAAUGGAAAAGCAAACAGAGUUUAUCUAAACACAAAAAAAGGAAAUCUCUUAACUCUUCUUAAACAUCUCAUCGUACACUCUUGCUGAAAAAAAAAUGAGAAAAAUAAUAAAUGAAAUGAAUGUAUAAUUAUAGGAUGAAAAAAAUGACUUGUAAAUUGAUAACAGAUUUAAUAUUGUAACAAAAUAAAAGAAAUCAGACUGACAUCCUAUAAACGAAAAAAAAAUAAAUGUAUGAUUACAUUUGGUGUGAACCCAUUCAUGAAACCAAGUGAGAACGCGGCAAAGGCUUAGUGAAAGCACUUAAGGACGAUGGAGACAAAACCAAAAAAAGGGAAUGAAGAAAGUUGAAUGAAUGGUAUAGGAUAUGUACCUACUAUUAAAUAAUUUUAAACAAAAAAAAAUGAGAAAUUAUUAUACGCAUAAAAGAAUUAAAAAAAAGAAAGAAAAAUACAUGAAUCAUUGAAGAACAAUGCGCCAGAUAUGCAAGAAAAUAUAUUUAAAAAACCCAUAAAAAUAUUAUAAAUAAAAAAAAACUUUAAAAAUAAUGACGUUGUUAAGAUUAUAAAAUGUUUUAUAACCGUUAAAUAGUCGCUGCGAAUAAAUCAAUCCACACAUUCCUCCAGAAAAAAUUACAAAAAGAA
Lutzomyia longipalpis is the source of this 15212-nucleotide messenger RNA. RefSeq names its product potassium voltage-gated channel protein Shaker (gene shaker). The transcript has 12 exons. The coding region runs from base 3333 to 5498 and encodes 721 amino acids. Gene Ontology annotation, biological process: protein homooligomerization; potassium ion transmembrane transport. The record is from RefSeq and is a predicted model, not a curated record. NCBI's taxonomy places the organism in Eukaryota, Metazoa, Arthropoda, Insecta, Diptera, Psychodidae. Gene Ontology annotation, cellular component: membrane; voltage-gated potassium channel complex. Gene Ontology annotation, molecular function: protein binding; delayed rectifier potassium channel activity.